This is a messenger RNA of Chrysemys picta bellii (western painted turtle), 4946 nucleotides long. RefSeq names its product homeobox D4 (gene HOXD4). Gene Ontology annotation, biological process: anterior/posterior pattern specification; positive regulation of transcription by RNA polymerase II; embryonic skeletal system morphogenesis. Gene Ontology annotation, cellular component: nucleoplasm; nucleus. Lineage: Eukaryota; Metazoa; Chordata; Testudines; Emydidae. Gene Ontology annotation, molecular function: DNA-binding transcription factor activity, RNA polymerase II-specific; RNA polymerase II cis-regulatory region sequence-specific DNA binding. The record is from RefSeq and is a predicted model, not a curated record.
UAUAUAUACCCUGUAGAACCGAAUUUGUGUGGUAUUCACAUAGUCACAGAUUCGAUUCUAGGGGAAUAUAUGGUCGAUGCAAAAACUUCACCUUUCUGCAAAUGGUUAGAAGUUUAAAUAUUGAAGGUAUCAAAAGACAUGUGCAUGCUGAAUACUGGGGAAUUCUAAAAGUUUUGCUGCCUCUAUCAUAUUUACUACUCACUUGAACAAUGCUUAAUAUCUAUUUGUGUUGUUCAUAGUAACUAUUACUAAUAGUCUGUUAAUUUAAAACGUUCAACACAAAUUUUCUGAAAACUACCAAUUAAGUAAUGAAUCUUUUAAAAGACACUUAAAAAGUUAGUUUGAUAUGCCAGAUGUUAGCAAAAUUUUCAUAUCAAGUAUACAAAUUUCUUCCAAAUAUUUAUGACGAUAACACCAGCAGGAUUCGAAACACUGAAAGGUAUUUACUUGUAUCCCAAGAACGCUAUUGAUGAAUGAAGACUGCAUUUAUCUAAUUACAUCUGUGAAUUUUGUACAUAAAGUUAAAUGCCAUCUCCAGUUCAAUUCAGUGGAUUUUAGUGAUUAAAAAUGAAUGUUUCCUUGUUAUCUGCGUGAUUUUUUUAAUAUUGAGACUUGCAAAGUGAAGUAGAAGUUACUGAUUGCCUAAUUUUAUUCAACUGAACUAGAUUCUGGUAACUUUUGGAUGACCUCUGCAAGACAAAGACAGGACAGAUCUAUUGUACAUCAUAUUACCCUCUUCUUUGAUGUCUUUUCUUUUUCUUGUUUCCUUAUCAAUUUUCCUUCCUCUUAAUGCUAUUUUAGCUUCUCGGUCUUUAUUUCUUUCGAUAUUUUGUCUGACAAAUGUAACAAACCAUGUUUGAAAUUAUUGCUGGUGAAUUAGACUAAAGGGCAUCAAAGGUUAGAAAAGUCAAUUCAGACAAAAAGCUUGAUUUACCUGAGGGUCAAUGAAGCGGUCAUCGCUUGAUGAAUAUUCUUAACAUAUUAAUAUCUGCUUUUGAAAAUAAACUAUAUUGAAUUUUGGUCACUUGAUUACACGUAUAUUAUUUAGUUAAAUUGGUGGAAAUUAUGAGAUGCACACAAAUCCGGUGAUAAACUCCCUGCCUCCCCAUUGGCUGAGCCAGUCACAUGGAUGCCUAACUUUAUUCAGUUGACAGCAAGUAGGAGGGCUCUAUGGAAGGAGAAAAAAAGACAACACGAGAAAAAUUAGUAUUUUCUACCUUCAGAAAUUAAUGGCCAUGAGUUCGUAUAUGGUGAACUCUAAGUAUGUGGAUCCUAAAUUUCCUCCUUGCGAGGAAUAUUUACAGAAUAACUACUUAGCUGAGCAGGGCUCCGACUAUUACAGUGCAUCGCAAGGCUCUGAUUUUCAGCAUCAGGGAAUCUAUCCACGGUCAAACUACAGCGAGCAGCCCUUUAGCUGUACCAAUGUCCAAGACUCUGCAGUGCAGCCGCGGGGUCAUGGACAGGAGCAAUCCGGCCCACCGAGCCACUUCCCCGGUCAAGCAGAGCAUUGUCUGCCGCCUCCAAUAUCCAACUCACGAGCCUGCAGCCAGCAGCAAAACCUCAAAACCCCAAACGGGUCAGCAAUUAAACAGCCAGCAGUAGUUUAUCCCUGGAUGAAGAAAGUCCAUGUUAACUCGGUGAAUCCCAAUUACACCGGAGGGGAACCUAAACGCUCCAGAACAGCCUACACAAGGCAGCAAGUCCUAGAACUGGAAAAAGAAUUUCAUUUUAACAGGUAUCUGACUAGGCGUCGUCGUAUUGAAAUAGCCCACACUUUGUGUCUCUCUGAACGCCAGAUCAAGAUCUGGUUUCAGAACAGAAGAAUGAAGUGGAAAAAAGAUCACAAACUGCCCAACACUAAGGGUAGGUCUUCUUCAUCUGGUUCAAACCAACAUUUACAGACUGUUUCCAAGGACCAUCAGACUGAAUUGACAACUUUAUAGAAGAGGUGAAAUUUUCCAUUUCAUCCUUUGAUUCGGAACAGUACUGUACAUAACUGACAUUAUCCAAGCAGAGCCUGCAUGUAGCAGCUAAAGACUCAAGAGGGUCAUCUUGCUUUAAGGUGCUGUUGUACAAAGGAGACAAAAUGACAAUACUUUGGACUUUAUUUGAAUUACCUACAUUAGCACAACCUAAAAACUCUUCUUACAGGUAGUGGGAAGUGGGAAAAUAUUACGUGAGAUCUUCGGUCCAUAAAAAAAUAAUAAAUCAUUGAAAAUGAAACUAUGUUCAGUUUUGAAUUUUAAAGUUGAGAUUUGAUGCUUUAUUCCGGUAUUUUGUUUUUGUUGCCUUUUCUGCCCCCAUACAAUUUCGGGAUUAUGCAUUUGGGCAAAUUCAGGACAGAAAUCUAUGUCUUAGUCUUUUAUUUAAACUAGGGAAACUAGUAUUUGUGAACUUUUUGUGCUGCUUUACAUUUCAUGGUGUGAUGAAAACACUUGCUCAUUACCAUAACACCUCAGAACAAAUGCGUAGAAGUGAAGUGAAAACGGGUUAUUUUUUUCUGCUUAUGCUAGCGUAUUUAUUUAUUGUUAAUUAGAAAGAGUAAAAAGAAAAAGAAAGAAAGAAAAGAAAAAUAGUCAAACCAAAAAUACUAAAGAGGAGAGGUGAAAUCCAGUAUUCCUUCUUUUCUGUAUCCAUAUGCAUAAUGAUCAGUUAACCUGAACAUGCAGAACUUUUCUGUCUCUUUUUUCUGAUUUCCUUUUGUGUAUAUAUGAAAGCGUUCCUAAAUCUUAAAAAUGUAUCAUCAAGAAGUUACAUUCUUUAUAUUGUAUUUUAAAUGUCUGCUUUAUUCGGCGCUAUACUUUAAAGCAGAGUUUCCUAAUUUAAGAAAAACAAACAAACAAACAAACAGAAAGCUGUAAAAAAAAUAAAUAAACAUCCAGAGUGAAAAUCAAAGCGAUUUGUGGCAUUAUUUAAGCCAUUCUGUCUUCAUAAUAGAUGACAUACUCUUUGUUUCAUGUCCUAUUUUUAAUUAAAGUAUUGUUUUUAAGAGGGAUGGGAAAUAUGAUUUGGGGAGGGCUGUUCGUUUUUAAGAAGAAAAAUGAGCUUGGAUUGAACGCUUAGAAAUGAAAGAAAGUUAAUUUUAGAGGGAAAUGUAAUGUUUUUAUAAUAGCUGAACAAGUCUAAUGUACUUUGAUUUGUUCGGGGAUGUCUUUUGCAUCAUUGAAAAGUUUUUUGGCAACGAGCCUUUCUUAUUUCUUCGCUAAAAUGCUAAUAAACUGAGCAAAAUCAACUUGCCCUCUUAACUUACACCUUAAUGUAGACGGAUUUAAAGAUCAGUCCUUUAUUUGCACACUGAAAACAGUCACGAGGAUAUACCAGUGCACCAGCUAUUUUAACUAGACAUUGCUUCUAUUUUUAACCUAAAUUCUUACUUCUAUACAAAGAAAUACAAGAUAACAAUAUCUGAGUUAUUUGGAAAGUUCAAAAGCGUAUACUAGUUGGACUAGGUUGACAAUAAACUAGUAUCUGGACAUUUUACUUGAGAAAACACUAGGAAAAAUGAUUUAAUAUAGGUUAGAAAUAAAAAGGCAAGAGCUUCAAAAAUAAUUUAAUUGGCAAAAUUAACUGUGAUCAGGGAUUAAUUUCUGCCCUUUACUCAUCCUUAGAAUUCAGUAAAGUGUCUUAUAAGCCUUGGUCUUUUGUAUUAGAGCCUGAAGACAAUUCUUUGUUCUUCCUUAGGGUUAGCCUAGUUCUCAGACUUGCACAUGGCCAUACUUGAAUCUCCACGUCGUGAUAUUAAAGAUGGAUAUUCCUGCAUUAUUCUCAUCAUUGUUUCUAAUACAAAAAGCACAGAGUUCAUACAUAGUAAAGACGUCUUUUUUCUGAAGCUUUCACGUUGAGAAGCUGAAAAGGUAUUUUACUGAAGUUCGGCUAAAUUGCAGAAACAGGUUCAUCCAGAGGACAAAUUUUCUAUCCGAUUAGCUGUAUUUCAGCCGGGAAGAGUGACCUCUAAACCCUUAACCUUUUGGACCCUAACUACUCUUCCUUUUUUCUAACAUGGAGAGCAGUUAGAUGCAGCAUUUGGGAAGGGCUUUCCUCAGACAACUUUCGAAGUUGUUGAAAGCAAUUCUUUUUAAAAUCAACGUUAACUCUACACAGUUGUCACAAAUCAUGUAUUUUCUGUCAAAAUUAAUCUGAAAAAGAAGCUCUGGUUAGUCUGAUUUAAGAUAAAUCCCGCUAUUGUUUACCUAGUGUCUGUGCUGAGCAAACUGUGAACCAUGCAGACAUGUUAUUUUGGGGAGGAAGCCCACAGCUUUGGCUUCCUUUGUGUAAUAGUCUUUAAAGUAACUUGCUCAGAGAAACAAAUCCUUGAUUUGUAUGUGUUAGGUUGAGAUGGAUACCUAAAAUGAAAGGGCUAAAUUCUGCUCUCAGGUGCAACCUCUCUCUGCUCCCCCGUUGAAAUCUACUGAAGUAACUGAAAAGUAAAACAAGGAUAUAUCUGAGAGUAGAAGUUGGCCCAUUGUCUUUUGAAAUGUUAAUAUCUUCUGGACGAAUGUUUGGUUCAGACACAGCUCUUAAAAUCCUAUUUGCCAGUCCAGUUUGAGCAGGAGUUUAAGUUUACUUGGUUACAAUCACAUUAAUAAACUCUGAAAAUACUUGAAUUGAGGCACCAGAGUACCAAAAUAUAUUAUUUAUAUUUCUGCCAGUGCUCAGAAGGUUCAGGGAUGUACAUUUCUGUGUAAGGAUGACUACAAACACUGAUUUGCUGUUAUCCCCCAUUUUACUCAACAGAAAAGGCAGAAGUGUUUUUAACUCUCCUGAGAGGUUACGUUAUAUAGCUUAAGAAGUAAAGAUGUUUCUUUUUGCUUAUCACGGAUACAAUGUUGUGUAGUCUUUUGUUAUAAGAUUGCAAUGUCCAAAAAUACUAUGAUAUCUGUCAGCGUGUGAUGCUUUUUAUAGGCUUUAUCAAUGUUUUGCUGCCAUUCAUUAAAGUAUUAUUUAUA